AUGCGAGGCUGGCACGAGAAGGCCUACCUCCAGCAUGCUGGCGAGAAUGCCGAUCUCUGGACCAGGCUCUGCAAGCUCAGAGCGUCUCGUGAUUUCAGUCAGAUUUUAGUCCUGCAGACCCCCUCUCAUCUCACUGCCGCUGAUCUCACCGUGCGUGAAACCCACCAAUGGGUUGCGCUAGGCAACACAGCAGCAGAUGAAUUGGCCUCGGUAGCAGCUGCCGAGGCGAGGGUGGAUCAGGCGUCUCGGACGCGAGUUCUGCAGGCCGAAAGGAAAGCUCGAGUUGUCAGGCGUAGGCUGUUGCGUGCCAACCUCGAGGCAGUGCAGGCGGAGGACACGGAGCGGAAGGCCGCCCCGAGGCCGCAGCGGCAUUCGCUGCCCGGCGCGGGGGACCCGCCCAGGGCCGCGGCCGCUGCAGCGAGUGCGGUCACGACGCCCACCGUGGCUGCCGCGCGGGGAGCGCCGACCACGGAGCUGGAAGCCCAUGGCGGCGCGACUUUGGAAAGGCAGUUCGAGAUCUGGGACUCCAAGCCGGCAGACGACAGCCGUGUCAGCGGCGUAUGGGAGCCUUGGGAAUCUGAGCCAGAGUCAGAGUCUGGACAUCGUCGGGAAUCUGAUCAUGAGUCUGACUUGGAAUCAGCAGUCAAUUCGCGGUGUGACAAGGCUGAGGGGGCAGUGGACACAAAGGUUGACGAACAGCCUGCCGACACCACCGGAGUUGCUCCGCAGGCUGUGAAGUCCAUGGGCAAAGGCAAAGGCAAGAAAGGGCCACCGCCACCGCCCAAGAGUUCUGGCCCACCGAAGAAAGAGAAGGCUCGGCCAGAGGCAGACGAGGGAGCACUGGUGCAGGUUCAGGCAGGCAUGCACGCGGGCAAGCGAGCCACGGUGCUGAAGGUGUCUGGUGAGGGCAAGGAGAUGCGAUGGCGUGUUCAGAUCGAGGACGGCCCCGCCACCUGGGUGGACGCGGUGUCUCUGGUCGACGCUGCUGCCGGUCAGUCAGCCCUGCCCAGCUCAGCAGACCAGCAGCAGCAUCAGAGCCAGGAAGCACCCUCGUCAUCUCCAGCAGACGCAGAAGAAGGUGGACCCGCAGCGAUCUUAUCUGGAAGGAUUGGAGGCAGCGCGGUGCCUGGUAAAGGCAAAGGCAAGAAAGGGCCACCGCCACCGCCCAAGAGUUCUGGCCCACCGAAGAAAGAGACGGCUCGGCCAGAGGCAGACGAGGGAGCACUGGUGCAGGUUCAGGCAGGCAUGCACGCGAGCAAGCGAGCCACGGUGCUGAAGGUGUCUGGUGAGGGCAAGGAGAUGCGAUGGCGUGUUCAGAUCGAGGACGGCCCCGCCACCUGGGUGGACGCGGUGUCUCUGGUCGACGCUGCUGCUGGUCAGGCAGCCCUGCCCAGCUCAGCAGACCAGCAGCAGCAUCAGAGCCAGGAAGCACCCUCGUCAUCUCCAGCAGACGCAGAAGAAGGUGGACCCGCAGCGAUCUUAUCUGGAAGGAUUGGAGGCAGCGCGGUGCCUGGUAAGGGCAAAGGCAAGAAAGGGCCACCGCCACCGCCCAAGAGUUCUGGCCCACCGAAGAAAGAGACGGCUCGGCCAGAGGCAGACGACGGAGCACUGGUGCAGGUUCAGGCAGGCAUGCACGCGGGCAAGCGAGCCACGGUGCUGAAGGUUUCUGGUGAGGGCAAGGAGAUGCGAUGGCGUGUUCAGAUCGAGGACGGCCCCGCCACCUGGGUGGACGCGGUGUCUCUGGUCGACGCUGCUGCCGGUCAGGCAGCCCUGCCCAGCUCAGCAGACCAGCAGCAGCAUCAGAGCCAGGAAGCACCCUCGUCAUCUCCAGCAGACGCGGAAGAGGGUGGACCCGCAGCGAUCUUAUCUGGAAGGAUUGGAGACAGCGCGGUGCCUGGUAAGGGCAAAGGCAAGAAAGGGCCACCGCCACCGCCCAAGAGUUCUGGCCCACCGAAGAAAGAGAAGGCUCGGCCAGAGGCAGACGAGGGAGCACUGGUGCAGGUUCAGGCAGGCAUGCACGCGGGCAAGCGAGCCACGGUGCUGAAGGUGUCUGGUGAGGGCAAGGAGAUGCGAUGGCGUGUUCAGGUCGAGGACGGCCCCGCCACCUGGGUGGACGCGGUGUCUCUGGUCGACGCUGCUGCCGGUCAGGCAGCCCUGCCCAGCUCAGCAGACCAGCAGCAGCAUCAGAGCCAGGAGGCACCCUCGUCAUCUCCAGCAGACGCGGAAGAAGGUGGACUCGCAGCGUUCUUAUCGUGCGAGGUCGGGGUCGAGGCCACCCACGAGGCCGCGGCCGCCGAAGCGGAGGCCGCGGAGCUGGAGCGGCUCGCGCGGGAGGAGGCCGAGGCCGCCGAGGCGCUUCCGCCGUUGCCGGAGGGCUGGAUCGAGAUGAAGGAGGUUAGACUGCCGACCGGCAGGGUGCCGCCGGGCACGAGCGGGGCUGAGCCUGUGGAGGUGAUCUGCAUAGAGGAGAUGAUCACAGCGGCCGCGGAGGAGGUGGCCACGGAGGACAAGGACGUUCGACAGCAGGGCAGCACUGCAGACCAUCAGCGUCGAGAGCCAGGGCAGGAGCCUCUGCGCCGCCGGCGCGGUCCAGCAGGGGCUGAGCACGGAGAUACAGACGACCAGCUCGACCAGCCCCACGAUUCGGCGUUGGCGGCGCCCGCCGGGGCCGGGGCGGAGGCCGGCACGGCCUGGGACUGCCCGGGCUGCGGGCUGCAGAACGAGGGGGGCGCGGGCCGGUGCGUGCUGUGCAGCGCUGAGCGGGAGGCGCCCGCCGCGGCCGACGCGGACGAGGGCGAGGGCCAGGGCGUCGGGGCGGUGUACGAGGUGACACCUGGCGAUGACGAGCUACAGGAGCAGCACGAUCUCGUGGACGAGGACGUUGGAGCAGUUCACCAACCUCGCUUCUCGGUUAUUGACGAAGACGAGGUGAAGUACUUUCAAGAUGGGGCGAAGGAGGCCUUCGCGGUGCCGCUGCCAGCGUUCGAACUCGACGACGAGGACUGCUUGGACUCAUCCAACGAGAUGGACCCUGAAGAUGACAAGCAGUGCCUCGCAGACGAGUUUGACGACGGAGAAUGCUUCUGA
Messenger RNA from Prorocentrum cordatum, 3087 nucleotides. NCBI's taxonomy places the organism in Eukaryota, Dinophyceae, Prorocentrales, Prorocentraceae. The record is from the annotation of a GenBank genome assembly.